AUGAAUACUUUCGAGCCUCCGGCGAUUCGUACUCGGGACGCCAUCGAAGACAUCUGGGGACCUCGGACGCCGUUCAAGGACGAAUGGCCGACGAGGGUGGAUUCCGCCUGCGAUGAGGAGCCGGAGACAUGGGUUCAAAGCGCGUGCAUCUUGUGCAGCAACGGAUGUGGGCUCGACAUUGGCGUCAAGGACGGAAAGGUGGUCGGAGUACGGGGCAGGGCAACCGACCGCGUCAAUAAGGGCCGUCUUGGCCCAAAGGGCCUGACAGGGUGGAAGGCCAUGCACAGCGAGGACCGCAUAACAUAUCCCAUGGUGCGCAAGAACGGCCGUCUGGAGCGCGUUUCAUGGGACGAGGCCAUGGACCUCAUCGUUGCCAAGUCCAAGGAGCUGCAGAAACACCUCACCAAUCACAGCAUCGCCUUCUACACCAGUGGUCAGCUCUUUCUGGAAGAAUACUAUGCCCUGGCCAUGGUGGGAAAGGCGGGGCUUCACACGCUCCACAUGGAUGGAAACACACGACUCUGUACCGCUACUGCGGCCGCGGCGAUGCGGGAGUCGUUCGGCUGUGAUGGUCAACCGGGCUCCUAUAGCGACAUCGAUUACACCGACUGCCUGUUCAUGGUAGGGCACAACGUGGCAGCCACGCAAACUGUGCUGUGGGCGAGAAUCCUGGACCGCCUCGAGGGACCACUUCCGCCCAAGCUCAUCGUCGUGGACCCGAGACUGUCCGAGACGGCUCGCAAGGCAACUGUGCACCUGGCUCCGCGGGCGGGCACCAACUUGGCCCUGCUGAAUGGCAUCCAGCACCUCAUGUUCAAGAACAGAUGGAUCAACGAGGACUAUGUAUCAGCUCAUGUUUUCGGUCGGGACGACCUGGAAAAGGUGGUAGCCAAGUAUGACCCCGAGACGGUCGAACGCAUCACGGGGGUUCCGGCCAUGCAGCUGGAAGAGGCAGCUCGGAUCAUUGGCACGUCCAAGAGCCUGGUCUCGACCGCCCUGCAGGGUGUGUACCAGUCAAACCAAGCGUGCGCCAGCGCGUGCCAGAUCAACAACAUCAACCUCUUGCGCGGAAUGAUUGGCAAGCCCGGCUGCGGCGUCCUUCAGAUGAACGGUCAGCCGACGGCCCAGAACAACCGGGAAGCGGGCUGCAACGGCGAGUUUCCCGGCUUCCGCAACCACCAGAACCCGACUCACAUGCAAGAGCUGGCGACGCUGUGGAACAUCGACCCCAUCCAAGUCCCGCACUGGAACGAGCCGACCCACGUCGAGAACCAGCUCAGCUAUAUCGAGAGCGGCUCCAUCCGCAUGUUCUGGAUCAGCUGCACGAACCCCCUUGUCAGCCUACCGGACCUGCCCCGCGUGCGGAGGCUGCUGACGCAGCCCGGCUUGUUUGUUGUCUGCCAGGACAUUUACAUGACGGAAACAGCCGCCAUCGCUGAUGUCAUUCUGCCCGCCGCCCAAUGGGGAGAAAAGACGGGUACCUUCACCAACGCGGACCGCACCGUGCACAUCUCGCACAAGGCGGUGGAGCCGCCCGGCGAGUGCCGGUCUGACCUGGACAUUUUCCUCGACUACGCCAAGCGGAUGGGAUUCAAGGACAAGGACGGCAACGACCUGCUCCCCUGGAGGACGCCUGAGGAGGUGUUCGAGGCGUGGAAGAAGGUGUCGGCCGGUAGGCCGUGCGACUACAUGGGGCUGACCUACGAGCGCCUGACGGGCGGGUCAGGAAUUCAGUGGCCGUGCAACGACAAAAACCCGCACGGCACGGAGAGGUUGUAUUCUGACGGCAUCUUCCCAACCGGAAUCGAUGACUGCGAAAGCUUUGGCCACGACCCUGAGACUGGGGCGUCCUAUACAAGGUCCGAGUACCAGUCUAUGAACCCGGCCGGGCGCGCCAUCCUCAAAUCAUGCCACUACUCCCCGCCGCCAGAGGAACCAAACGAUGAGUUUCCGCUCCGGCUCUCCACGGGGCGAAAGGUACACCACUUCCAUACGAGGACCAAGACGGGGCGCACCGCGCUGCAGAAAGCGUGCCCUGAACCGGAGGUUACGGUCUCGGAAAAGGACGCCGCAAGCGUUGGGGUCUGUGACGGCGAGGUGGUGAUUGUGCGGUCUAGGCGCGGCGCGGUAGAAUUGAAGUGCCGCGUAGGCGGCAUCGCUGAGGGCCAUGUGUUCAUGCCUUUCCACUUUGGAUAUUGGGACUCUACCGACGGCCGGGCUCGAGCAGCCAACGAGCUCACCUUCACCCGGUGGGACCCCAUCUCCAAGCAGCCCUACUUCAAAUCAGGCACAGUCCGCAUCGAGAAGGUCCCAUCUUCACCAUCCUCAAGCAGUAACAACAACUCCACGCUCCCCAACAGCCCGCACAUCCGCGAGCAGCAGUCAGCCGCAGUCUGCCAAGCGGGCACUAAAUCCGCGUCCGACACCACGAGCGCCGCCGACCUAGCCGCCCACCGCGAGCGCAAGCUGGAGCUCUGGCUGGGCGAGACGUACGAGACGAUGGUCCAGCUGCAGGAGCUCUACGCCACGCUGCUCCCGUCGCUGGUGCGCAACCCGGAGGUCGAGGGCGGCCUGCGCGUGUUGCACCGCAUCGGCGAGGAAAUGCGCUCGGCGCUGCACCCGCACGUGCAGCGCUACCACGGCGGCGGGCGCAUCUCGUCGCGAGGGCGGGCGCACGUGCUGCGCGACGCGCUGUUUCCAAGGGAGGAAGCCGAGGCCGGGCCGUCGUCAGGGAGUGAGAGCCUCCGUAGCCCGGUCGAGGUGCUUGAGACGCUGCAGGCGCUGCAGGUGUAUCUGAGCCAUCUGCUUGCGUCGCUGACGGCGCUGCAGCCCGCGGCGCAGGCUCUUUGGGACGAGGAGUUUGUCGAGGCUGUGGGCAAGGGGCUCAAGGCGGUGGGACGCAUGCAGAGCUGGGUCGGGCAGCAGAUCAACGUGCGCAGUUCGCAGACACUGUUGGUGCCAGUUACGACGGAGUGA
Molecule: messenger RNA, 2976 nt
Organism: Parathielavia appendiculata
Lineage: Eukaryota; Fungi; Ascomycota; Sordariomycetes; Sordariales; Chaetomiaceae
Exons: 4
Coding region: 1-2976 (991 amino acids)
Molecular function (GO): molybdopterin cofactor binding; oxidoreductase activity
Source: RefSeq, a predicted model, not a curated record